GUUCUUUGUAAAGGAAACAUGAAGAGUCAUAUAAGGAUACUCUUUUACACCCACUGGAGACAAUUUUUUGAAUAACUUGGUAUUUGCUAAAGGUUCUUAAAAUCUGAAGUAACCUUUUCUUUUUCUCCUCCAUCAUGGACCUGCUUCCAGCCCAGGAGGCAGCGAAAAUUUACCACACCAACUAUGUGAGGAACUCCCGGGCCAUCGGCGUCAUGUGGGCCGUGUUCACCAUCUGCUUCUCCAUCAUCACCAUGGUGGUCUUCAUCCAGCCCUACUGGAUCGGGGACAGUGUCAACACGCCGCAGGCUGGAUACUUCGGCCUUUUCCACUACUGCAUUGGGAACGCGCUCACCUCGGAGCUCACCUGCAAGGGCAGCGUCUUCGACUUCAACUCCAUCCCGUCGCCGGCCUUCAGGACGGCCAUGUUCUUCGUGGGGACCUCCAUGCUGCUGGUGGUGGGCACCAUGGUGGCUUUCAGCUUGUUCUUCUUCUGCAACGCAGGGAACGUCUACAAGAUCUGUGCGUGGAUGCAGCUAGCCUCAGCCGUGUUGAUGGCGAUGGGCUGCAUGAUCUACCCUGACGGCUGGAACGCAGCGGAGGUAAAGAGGAUGUGUGGCCAGAGGACCGAUAAGUACACUCUGGGAAACUGCACCGUGCGCUGGUCCUACAUCCUGGCCAUCAUCAGCAUUCUGGACGCCGUCCUCCUGGCUCUGCUGUCCUUCACUCUUGGUAAUCGGCAGGACAAUCUGUUGCCGGAUGGCUUCGAGGUGGAGGGAGCAGAAAACUCGUGAACAUAUUUAUUCAAAAUGGAAGGACAAUGAAGAUCCCAGCUGGAGCAAAACCAAGCUGUUAUUUUCCCCUUAAGUUGUAGUGAUAGUCUUCUGGUUAUUUAAUAUUUCACCAAAUAAACACAUGUACACAGUUAUUCCGUACUGCAUGAAGAUCUGUUCUUUUAUUGAAUGGUGUGUUUUACAGGUUCGUCUUUAAACAAC
Molecule: messenger RNA, 992 nt
Organism: Xiphophorus hellerii (green swordtail)
Lineage: Eukaryota; Metazoa; Chordata; Actinopteri; Cyprinodontiformes; Poeciliidae
Gene: lhfpl5b
Product: LHFPL tetraspan subfamily member 5b
Exons: 3
Coding region: 135-791 (218 amino acids)
Biological process (GO): sensory perception of sound; detection of mechanical stimulus involved in sensory perception
Cellular component (GO): plasma membrane
Source: RefSeq, a predicted model, not a curated record